ACAGCACUCAUGGUCUCGUACUCGUACCGUAUCUCAUUUGGCGAUCCGAUGAAUGCAUCCAGCAUUCCACCCGUCUGAGACGCACUAAGGGGAUGCCAUGCAUUCCUCACUGACUACUGACACUGAUGGCAAUGCCGACAGGGACCGUCAUUCCCUUCUGGAGACGGGUGCGUACCCUACUUACCGCAUGGGAUGUGGUACGGCAUCGUAGUCAUAGUUUAGUGAGGGCAUCUCUUGUCCCACCACGGCCGCCACCGCCGCAAAAACUGCUCCUUGCGGGGUGGGAGGUGGAUCCCAAUAACCGUCUAUUGUACUGGUACUACAGGCUAGGCUGUGGGAAAAACGGAUACGAGUAAUAACUGGUGUCAUAGGUGUCACCGGGCAGAGGGGCUGACUGCCGUGUUAGAGGAGGUGCUUGCCUACUUCCGGGGCAUAUGAUAAGCCUAUGUGUGUUCAUGAAUCAUAUGCCUUGGAGAAGCUAGUGGUGGAGUGUUCUAGACUGGGCUUACUAGUACUCGUACAGUGAGGGAUUGCAGCUUAAUCCUGGGACCGCACGCAAUUUUUGCUCAUGUUGAGCGAGAAGUGCUGGGACAUGAAUUCAGGACUUGCAUGUAUCCCCUUCUUUGCCCCUCCGUUGGGAGCGGGAAGCUUCGAGAUUGGUGGGUUGAGAAUUUCUAUUGUGUUUUCUCCUCAUAUUGAGUAGUGGGGAGGUUCCCCCGCUGGGGUGCAUGAUAGUAUGUAUCUUAUAUUAUUAGUAGGUGCUCUGCCGGUGGGUUAGUUCGCCCAAUACGAUCAUCUGUGUGCAUACUUCCUUCCGGGUUUUCCCUUUCUCAAAAGGAUUUACCCUUGUAAUACUGUGUCUUUUUUUGUGCUAUCAUAGGUGGAGGAGUUGCUGUGCCAGUGUUACGAUAGCUACUGUAGGGCGUUCAAACGGGGGUCCUAUGGUCUUAGAGUUUGUCUUGCUUUGGGUGGGACUUGAUUUUUCUUUUUUUCUUGUCUUUUCCAUAGUAGCAAACUUUUGUCGCUGCCCUUUCUUAUAUAUUGUCACAGGCAGCUAUAUCUCUCGCCCCGCCACUAUACUGCGACCACACAUACAACACACCUUACCUGAGUACCUUUUUUUUUUAUGAUAGUUUCCUUUUUUUAUUGACCUCCGGGGAACAAGGUUCGGCAUAAGGGUAUUUACAGUGAGCCGGUGAUACCGUAUCCAAUUUUCCCGGUAGACGUGGAUUACGGUGAAACUUCAGGGCCAAGCAAACAAUGUCUUCCAGGGCGGACACAACCCCACAACAAACUACCUUGCCGUCCCCUGCCAAUCCCUCGUUACCCCUCUCCGAAAAUAUGCCUGUGGUUAAUGAGGUUAUAAGUCGGUUGCCAGGCAGUUUGGGGGAGAAUGUCAUUACUACUCUACUGAUACCCAACCUUCACUGCUUCACCUGCAGUAGUGCUAUCGAGGAAUUACUCUCGGGGCUGGCCCCUCCUCCACUGGAUAUUUCUAUUAGCAUCCUGGACCAUAGUGUUAUAGUCACUCACACUCAGCUACUUUCUCCGCGGGAUAUCAUUCGAGUUCUGCUCGAGGCGGGGUUUAAACUUGAUACUGUCUCUAGCGCAUCCGGUGCUGAGGAGUCUAUGAUAGGGCCAUCUUUGAGCGGUCAUAUAAUCAGUUUUCAAGGGGAUACUUACGAUUGGCUGGAAGAUAUGCAGAUGAGAAUCAGAGAAGUGGUUGGGAAGAAGAAUGCUGAGGGGGAGAGGCAUUUGGAGAAUUGUGAGCUGUGCAGGAAUGAGGCUCUCCAGGAGAAGGGGCUAUCUUCAUCUCGGUCUUCGAUAGGAGCUGGCUGGAAAGGUGGUGCCACGGCUCAGGUGGCAAUUUCGAAGGAAAACGAGGUAUCUGUGGGUCAGAGAGGUGUUAGAGAUAUGCAAACUCCCGGAUUUGUUCCGGCAGACACAAUGCACGAAGCCGUCAUGUCCAUUGGUGGGAUGACUUGCGCUUCUUGCACUGGUAGGGUGACUGAGGUUCUGGAGGCCCUCCCGGAGGUCAAGUCUGUGAGCGUGAACCUUAUGGGUAACAGCGCGACAGUCGUGUUCAAUGCCGAAGAAAUGGGUGGGGCGGAGACGGGAGCACAGAAGCUUGUGUUUGAGGUGGAAGAGACGGGCUUCGAAUGUUCGCUGGAAACUCUCAACGCUUUAGGGGGGGAGCCAGAUACUGUGGUCAAAGGCCGAGUUGGGGUGGAGAGAGCGGUAACGCUAAAGGUUGAGGGAAUGUUCUGUGAUCACUGCCCAGGAAAGGUCAUUGAUGCUCUAGAAUCCUCAUUCCCGGAUGAGUUGCUUAGCAUCGUUGCCCCUAUCACUCGACAAUCUGGGCUCGUUCAUAUCAAAUAUGUACCACAACCCCCUGGCUUUGCUUUACGACACAUAACCGCUGCAAUAUCGUCCAUCUCCCCUGGGUUUAUGGUAUCGGUACACCACCCUCCAACAAUGGAGGAACGUUCCCGCCAGUUGCAGCUUCGUGAACGAAAUCGGCUGCUCACUAGGCUCAUCGUAUGCUUCAUAAUUGCUAUCCCUACCUUCAUGAUUGGAAUAGUCUGGAUGACUCUGGUAUCCAAGGAAGACCGAGUCCGAAAGUAUCUGCAAGAGCCAAUGUGGGCUGGAAGUGUUACAAGAAUAGGAUGGGCUUUACUCUUCUUAAGCACACCUGUCAUGUUCUUCGUGGCUGAUGUGUUUCAUAAACGUGCUAUUCAUGAGAUAAGAGCGCAGUGGAGGAAGGGAAGCAAUGUGCCAAUUUUGCGGAGGUUUUAUAGAUUUGGGAGUAUGAACUUGUUGGUUUCGUUGGGAGUUUCAAUAUCAUACUUUGCAAGCGUGGUGUUGUUGGCAUUGGAUGCUGUGACCAUGCCUAUGAUGAAGGCUGAGGGUAUUAAUGGGCGCGCGGGGGCACAUAUGGGAAUGGAGGGUAUGGGUGAUCGUGGGGAGUCGAAAUAUGAAACGCACACUACUACCUACUUUGAUUCAACGGUUUUCUUGACGAUGUUUUUGCUGAUUGGUCGAUUCUUGGAAGCCUAUAGCAAGAGCAAGACUGCGGACGCAGUAAACUUGCUCAGGGAAUUGCGGCCAUCUGAAGCACUUUUGGUGAACGACCCAAGCAAUUCGGAAUACGCAGAUAGUAGAACUUGGGGAACCCGAUCGAUUAGCACGGAUCUUCUCGAAGUCGGUGAUAUCGUUUGCAUCGUUCGUGGCUCGUCACCCCCCGCCGAUGGAACUGUCAUAUCUGGUCACUCGCAAUUUGAUGAGUCCUCCUUAACAGGGGAGGCACGGCUGGUGCCAAAAUCGGAAGGCGAUUUUGUCUAUGCGGGAACCAUCAACCAGGGCCAAGUCGUCAAUGUACGGGUUGAUUGUAUUGGAGGUUACUCAAUGCUUGACCAGAUUGUAAAGGUUGUUCGCGAGGGUCAAACUCGACGUGCGCCAAUUGAGCGCCUGGCUGAUGUGCUAACUGGGUAUUUUGUUCCCGUCGUGACUUUGCUUGCUGUCACAACAUGGGUUGUCUGGCUUGGAUUAGGUAUAUCAGGCCGCCUUCCUGACUACUACCUGGAUGUUGACCAUGGAGGGUGGGCUGUUUGGUCCCUCGGAUUUGCCAUCGCUGUAUUUGUCAUCGCUUGUCCUUGUGGGAUCGGCCUUGCGGCGCCAACUGCUUUAUUCGUUGGCUCCGGGUUAGCGGCGAAGUUUGGUAUUCUGGCGAAAGGUGGCGGCGAGGCCUUUCAGGAGGCUUCAUGGUUGGACUGUAUUGUUUUUGAUAAGACUGGAACAUUGACUCAGGGUGGCGAACCAAAGGUUACGGAUGAGAGGAUACUCGUUGAGGGUAGCGAAGCUAGGGAGAUUGCAUACGCUAUUGCGCACAAGCUAGAGGGGGGAUCUGCACAUCCACUUGCUAUAGCUACACCUGGGAAAGGUUUGAAUGGGGUGUUUAAGCUGCCGGAUAGUUGGAAGCUGGCGGGCAAGAGUGUUGUCCUCCUGGCGAUCAAGAAACAUGGAGCCGCCGACAAGGACAUCUUUGGAUCGGAAUACAGACUGGCGGCCUUCUUUGGUGCUACUGAUCCACUCCGCCCGGAAGCGCCGAAUGUUGUGUCAAGUAUACGAGAGAGCGGUAUAUCAAUUUGGAUGAUUUCGGGUGAUAACGAGAAGACCGCCAUUGCAGUAGCUUCAAUGGUAGGAAUUCCAACGGAGAAUCGGCCUCGCACCGGCUGGCGCCGCUUCUUCCACCGCAAGAACUCUCCAAAAUCCAAACGAGCAAUAGUAGCUAUGGUCGGCGAUGGAAUAAACGAUGCCCCUGCGCUCUCAGUAGCAGACGUCGGUAUUGCCAUAGGCUCAGGCUCUGACGUAGCAAUCUCUAGCGCAAAAUUCAUCCUCGUAUCCUCAGACCUCCGAUCGCUGCUCACCCUGACCGAGCUUGCCAGGGCGGUGUUUAGGAGGGUCAAAUUCAAUUUCCUCUGGGCAUGCAUUUACAAUUUGAUUGCUCUGCCGGUGGCGGCGGGGGUGCUGUACCCGGUGGCUCACCGGCGCAUUAGGCUGGAUCCUGUCUGGGCGGCUUUGGCUAUGGCGUUUAGUUCGGUUAGUGUAGUGUGUAGUUCUUUGAUGCUGAAGACUAGAUGGUGGGGUGUUGGCUUUCGACCAAGUCAAGAGAGGUAUAGGCAGUAACUUAGAAGGUUAGCAUUCUGUAUAAAGAUCGAGGGGGGUUGGAAAGCAUUUUUAUUUAACUCUGUCUUUCCCUUUUUUUCCUUUUUUUAUCGCUUGAUUUCCCUAGGAUUUUGCAGGGUUUGGUGUUUGAUUUGUAGUACCAUGUGCUGCUAUGGCUGAUCGUCACUCUCGCAUUUUAUACAACAACCUGCUAUUCGGUUUUUGCGGAAUUAGAAGGGCAAGGAGAAUCAUUUGUUGUGGGCAAUACAUUAGAAUCCUAGACGUUAUCAUGAGA
This is a messenger RNA of Tuber melanosporum (Perigord truffle), 4960 nucleotides long. RefSeq lists its product as uncharacterized. Lineage: Eukaryota; Fungi; Ascomycota; Pezizomycetes; Pezizales; Tuberaceae. The transcript has 8 exons. Gene Ontology annotation, molecular function: ATP hydrolysis activity; P-type divalent copper transporter activity; ATP binding. Bases 1261 to 4686 code for a protein of 1141 amino acids. The record is from RefSeq and is a predicted model, not a curated record. Gene Ontology annotation, cellular component: membrane. Gene Ontology annotation, biological process: copper ion homeostasis.